Larimichthys crocea (large yellow croaker) is the source of this 3218-nucleotide messenger RNA. RefSeq names its product GATA binding protein 3 (gene gata3). Lineage: Eukaryota; Metazoa; Chordata; Actinopteri; Sciaenidae. Gene Ontology annotation, biological process: regulation of epithelial cell differentiation; cell fate commitment; immune system development. The record is from RefSeq and is a predicted model, not a curated record. The transcript is spliced from 6 exons. Gene Ontology annotation, cellular component: nucleus. Gene Ontology annotation, molecular function: zinc ion binding; RNA polymerase II cis-regulatory region sequence-specific DNA binding; DNA-binding transcription factor activity, RNA polymerase II-specific. Bases 556 to 1878 code for a protein of 440 amino acids.
UAAAGGGUGAGGGAGUGAGAGCAGCACAGACGAGAGGGGGAAGAGUGAGAGAGAGGAGUUUAAUGGAGAGGCUGAGCUGCUGCGCACAAACACAGAUUUGAUCAGUGACUUUAACUCGCUGCUGUGCUGGUCAGUGUGCAGUGAAGCCAUCCACUGCAAACAAGCACAGCACCACCACCACCACCUCCACCUUUUACCGCCACCACUGCUUCUACUUGUUGAGCUGGAGAGUUGGAGCUUUUAUUUUUUAUUUUUUAUUUUUUUUGUAAACUGAGAGGAAGAAGUUCAGGAACUCCGCGUGGGACUGGAUUCCAUUUUGGACGUAUUUAUAUGUCAACACCUUUGUUGCAUUUUGUAAUGUUGGGUGAUCGGAAACAAGCGCGGAACCUGUGGAUUUAACCUAAAAGAGAAAGAAAAACGGAUUUGGGACUGAUUUUAUUUCUUGUGUCUUUGUGACUUUUGUUGCUCCGGCGUGCAUGAACAUUUAAACUAAAAAAAACAAAACAAAAAAAGAGAGAGACAGAGAUUUUAAAAGAAAUAUAAAGAGAAGAAGCGAUGGAAGUAAGUGCGGAUCAGCCACGAUGGAUGAGCCAUCAUCCCGCGGUGUUGAACGAGCAGCAUCCCGGCUCACAUCACCCGGGCCUCGGCCACUCAUACAUGGACCCUUCGCAGUAUUCCCUCGUUGACGAAGCGGAUGUACUCUUUAAUAUCGAUGGACAGGGGAACCACGUCUCUUCAUACUAUGGAAACUCUGUCCGAGCCGUCCAGAGGUACCCUCCUCCUCCACACAGUAGCCAGGUGUGCCGUCCCUCAUUACUGCACGGCUCUCUGCCUUGGCUGGAGGGGAGCAAAGGCAUCGCCCCGCACCACAGCACUUCACCCUGGAACCUGAGCCCCUUCCCCAAGAACCCCCUGCACCACGGCUCCCCGGCCAGCCUGUCCGUCUACCCCCCGGCCUCCUCCUCCUCCCUGUCCACCGGUCACUCCAGUCCGCACCUCUUCACGUUUCCCCCGACCCCUCCGAAAGACGUAUCCCCGGACCCCGGCAUAUCCACCCCGGGCUCCAGCAGCUCCGGGCGGCAGGAGGAUAAAGAGUGCAUAAAGUACCAGGUGACCCUGGGCGACAGUAUGAAACUGGAGUCAGCUCACAGCCGGAGCGUGGCAUCAAUCGGAGCAGGGUCAUCCUCUGCCCACCACCCCAUCGCCACAUACCCAUCCUAUGUCCCUGAAUACGGCCCAGGCCUCUUCCCACCAAGUAGCCUGAUAGGUGGGUCACCUUCUAGUUAUGGUUCCAAAACAAGACCAAAAACAAGGUCCUGUUCAGAAGGUAGAGAGUGUGUGAACUGCGGGGCCACGUCGACUCCCCUGUGGAGGCGGGACGGUACGGGUCACUAUCUGUGUAACGCCUGCGGACUCUAUCACAAGAUGAACGGGCAGAAUCGCCCUCUCAUCAAGCCCAAACGGCGGCUGUCUGCAGCCAGGCGGGCAGGGACGUCAUGCGCGAACUGUCAAACGACAACGACGACGCUGUGGCGGAGAAACGCCAACGGGGACCCGGUGUGUAACGCCUGCGGCCUCUACUACAAACUGCACAAUAUCAACCGACCUCUGACCAUGAAGAAGGAAGGCAUCCAGACCAGGAACAGGAAGAUGUCGAGCAAGUCCAAGAAGAGCAAAAAGUCCCAAGACAGCAUGGACGACUUCUCCAAGAGCCUGAUGGACAAGAGCAGCUCCUUCAGCCCGGCGGCGCUGUCCCGCCACAUGUCGUCCUUCCCUCCCUUCUCGCACUCCAGCCACAUGCUGACCACCCCGACACCCAUGCACCCUUCCUCGUUCGCACCCCACCACCCUUCCAGUAUGGUCACGGCCAUGGGUUAGACCUCCCGAACGCCCAAGAAACAACCCUCGGCCUCGCCAACCACCACCACCACCAUCAUCAUCGCCGCCACCACCACACCCCUCGGUACCUCUGCUGACCUGCUUCAACACCCUUAAAAAGACAAAUGCUCCACGGCUGCGGUGCGACGACGACGACGACGACAGGCUCGACGCUCCUUUUGCCCUCAGUUGUAUCUUAUUUUUAUAAAAAUCAAAGAGUACCUCUGCGACACGAAUGCUUUGCAGACUCGACUCGACUGCGGCGCGCUGACCUCCACGGGGGACGAAGGAGGAAGAUCUUCUUUUUUUUUUUUUCCUCUCUCACUCCCCUAAAGCCGCCGCCACCACCACCACCACCGCAUUGAGGCUGUCCUCCCGGCUGAUCCACGCGAUAAGGAGCUCCAUUUGUGUACAAAAAGCCAUUUUGUUCCCCCCAUCCGACACACACACACACACACACACACACGAACAUCACGAAAAAGACACGAAAAGAAACUUUUACAACGCUCUCUCCCCUUAAAAAUUCCCGCCUCUCUCUUCGACCUUUGCACCUGUGUGACAGGAAACCCCCCCCCUUCUCCUUCCCCUGCCCUCUCCUCCUCCUUCACCUCCCUCCGAGGAGAGACAGACGUUGAAUAUAUUUGUACAAAUUGUAUGAAAUACAAUACAUUUAAAUGAAGACUUUUUAAUUAAAAAACACAAAAAAAAACGCCCAACCAAACCCCCCCCCCGCCGGGCAGCUAAAGGGUACGAACGGCGAGAGGCGGAGAGACUUUUAGCCGCCGCCGCAGGAGGAGGAGGAGUCGAGGAGAGGAGACGCCUCGGGAUGGAGGACGGAAAGAAAAAAGGGAGGUGAGGAGAGACUUUUUCGAAAGAGAGAGCGCGAGAGAGAGAGAGAGAGAGAGAGGGCAGGCCUCCGAUGUCGCCUGCUUGAAUUGUGUUGCAUUAAGUUUGCAGAGAGUCGUCGCCGGCGUCUCUCUUCUUCUUUUUUUUUUUGUUUUUGUUUUGUUUUAUUUUAUUUUUUGGAUGUGCUAUAGGUCUCGGGCAAAUUGGUUUGUGUUGACACACACACACGCACACACACACACAUGCACACACACAUUUGAUGCUGACCUGAAAGACUUUUUUCUUCCUGCCCACAGAUUAUAUGCAUUGUGAAGAAACGAAAAAAAAAAAAAACAACAACAAAAAAAAAAAAAAGUUCCUGUAUUUGUUAUUUGUAUGUAUAAAAUCAGAGUACCAAAAAUACGAAAUAAACAAAGAUGUAGAAUUAUUUCUUUAUGUUAUGCAAACUGAAUGGUUGUAAAAAAUUUAAUAAUAAUCACUAGUGUAAAAUAUGA